Molecule: messenger RNA, 603 nt
Organism: Haliotis rubra (blacklip abalone)
Lineage: Eukaryota; Metazoa; Mollusca; Gastropoda; Lepetellida; Haliotidae
Product: sericin-1-like
Exons: 1
Coding region: 1-603 (200 amino acids)
Source: RefSeq, a predicted model, not a curated record
AUGAGAAUACAGCAGAGUAUGUGUUAUACAUCCAGUGAGAAUACAGCAGGGGAGGGGUCUGAUAGACCCAGUGGGAAUACAGGAGGGGAGGAGUCUGAUAGACCCAGUGGGAAUACAGGAGGGGAGGGGUCACAUACAUCCAGUGAGAAUACAGGAGGGGAGGGGUCACAUACAUCCAGUGGGAAUACAGGAGGGGAGGAGUCUGAUAGACCCAUUGGGAAUACAGGAGGGGAGGUGUCACAUACAUCCAGUGAGAGAAUACAGGAGGGAGGGGUCACAUACAUCCAGUGGGAAUACAGGAGGGAGGGGUCACAUACAUCCAGUGGGAAUACAGGAGGGGAGGGGUCACAUACAUCCAGUGAGAAUACAGGAGGGAAGGGGUCACAUACAUCCAGUGGGAAUACAGGAGGGGAGGAGUCUGAUAGACCCAGUGGGAAUACAGGAGGGGAGGGGUCACAUACAUCCAGUGACAAUACAGGAGGGGAGGGGUCACAUACAUCCAGUGAGAAUACAGGAGGGGAGGGGUCACAUACAUCCAGUGGGAAUACAGGAGGGGAGGAGUCCGAUACAUCAAGUAUGAAUACAGUGUUUGGAUACUUGUAG